This is a messenger RNA of Cladocopium goreaui, 1912 nucleotides long. The record is from the annotation of a GenBank genome assembly. Lineage: Eukaryota; Dinophyceae; Suessiales; Symbiodiniaceae.
GUUCCAUUGCCCUGUGACAGCCAUGGCCUUCAAGAUGGCCAUCGGCCGGGGGAAGGGCAAGGGUCGUGGCGGCCCGUCCGCCCUGGCGGCCUUUGCAGAUGAUGAGCCAGGGCCGCGGAAACGGAUGUUUCCCCUGCCGGCUGAGGCGAGCCCUUCAGGCAAUGCAGUUGAAGAGCCACCAGCUGAAUUGAAGGAAGAGGCUCCGGCAGAGGCAGAGGCCAAUGCUCUGGAUGUGUUCAUGGAAAGCAUCGAAACCAAAGCCGCGGAGCCCAACGAGGACCUCUCCAAAAAGGCAAUGCCGUCCUGGGAAGACAUGCCGGCUGAUGAUCCAGUCGCCUCCUAUUGCGAGCUUUGUGAUCAAAACGCCGCGAAAGGCGAUGAGAACGGAGAGGAUGACGAUGAGGAGAAUAUGGACCGGCGAAGAAAACCCAUCGAACCCUUGCCUCGGGUGAAUCAUGACGAAAUUGACUAUCCAGAAGUGGAGUUUGGAUUCUACAAGCCUCACCCAGAGAUCGAUUUGUUGACAGAGGAGGAGGUGGCGACGUUGCGCAAGGAGCUGCGAGUGACAGCGACGGGUUCCAACUGCCCGCGGCCAGUGGUGUCCUUCGCACACCUUCGGCUGCCGAAGGAGCUCUUAGAAGGGAUCCGAAAACAUGGCUAUUCCAAGCCUACGCCCAUCCAAGCGCAAGCAUGUCCCGCCGGCCUCAGUGGUCGUGAUGUCAUUGGCGUGGCGGAGACGGGAUCCGGCAAGACGGUGGCCUACCUGCUGCCGAUGUUGGUUCAUUGCGCGGCACAGCCAGAGCUGAAGAAAGAUGAGGGGCCAAUUGGUUUGACCCUUUGUCCGACGCGAGAGCUGGCGGUGCAGAUUGAGAAAGAGGUCUACAAAUUCAACAAGUUGCUGGGACUCAGAAGCACCACCUUUGCCGGAGGACUUUCCAAGUACCAGCAGUUUCGCACCAUCAAAGGUGGCAGUGAGAUCGUCAUUGCCACCCCCGGACGCCUCAUUGACAUCGUGAAGAUGAAGGGCUGCAACCUACAACGCACAACCUUUGUGGUCCUGGAUGAAGCGGACCGGAUGCUGCAGAUGGGUUUUGAGGACCAGAUUCGCUCGAUUCUGCAGAACAUCCGGCCCAAGCGGCAGGCCCUGCUCUUCAGUGCCACCAUGCCUCCGCGCAUCGAGCGCCUGGCGGCAGAUUUCCUGGAUCAAGCCGUGCGCAUCACGGUGGGCACGGCUGGUCAAGCUGCCACCAGCGUCAGGCAACAUGUGGAAGUCUUUGAAAACGAGGCAGAGAAGUUUCCAUGGUUGCGAGCCCGCAUUGAUAGUAUGCUCGCGAGAGGCCAAGUGGUGAUUUUUGCCAAGUCCAAACAGGCAGCACAGGAGCUUCAACAGCACUUCGCAGAUGUACAGAGAGAUGCCGCGGUGCUGCAUGGAGAUCUGGAGCAAGAUGAACGGAUGCGCGUCAUCGAUGGCUUCCGCAAGCUGCGGCAGAAUUUGCUGAUCGCAACAGAUGUGGCAGCCAGAGGCUUGGACAUUACCACCAUUGGGACAGUGGUGUCAUUCGAUGUGGCCCGUGACAUCGAGACCCAUACCCACCGUGUGGGCCGCACGGGCCGCGCCGGUGCCACAGGAGAGGCCUUCACCUUGGUCAGCAAGGAGGCGAAGAAAGGGAAGGGAGAAGCCAAUCCACGACGAAUGGCAGCACUCCUGGUUGAACAUUUGGAGGACGUCAGGCAGACCGCCAGCAACAAACUCCUGUCUCUGGCAAUGGAAUUCCACCCCUUCAAAGCAGCUCGCGCCGCUGGCUUGCGCCUGGACGACUCGUCGAAGGGCGGAGCCAAGGGCGCUGGGAAGGGCAAGGGCUCGGCUGAGGAGCGGGAGCGGUCCAGGUCGCGCAACUGAGGACUGGAAAAA